Molecule: messenger RNA, 564 nt
Organism: Paramecium sonneborni
Lineage: Eukaryota; Ciliophora; Oligohymenophorea; Peniculida; Parameciidae
Source: the annotation of a GenBank genome assembly
AUGAUCAUAUAUAUCUUAAAAUUUUGUAAAUUAUUUUUAUUUUAAUAAAUUAAUCAGGUCAAAUACUAAUCAAUGGACGAGGAGAAAAAAUAAUAUAGUAAGAUCAAUAAAGAGAUUAGGUAAGAGAUUAUUGAUAAAAUCUGCUUACAAAAAAAGCCUUUGUUAGAGGUAAAUCAAUCAUUUUGAAUAUUUAAAAAGGUUGCUUAAGAGUAUCAGUUAUUGGCAUCUACGUGUAAGUCAAUCGUUAAUACUUACAUGAAAGAAGGUAGAGUUGGUAAAAAAGAAUCCAGAAUUCGUAAAUUAAAAAAAGUAAUUACCACAUACCAUAUAAUUUUAAAUCCAUUAUAACCAAUACUCUCUUAAGUAUAAAUAUAAAAAAAUGUCGAAAAUUGUGUCGAGUAAUCAUAAAAAAGUAGACAUGAAACUGAAGAGGUUUAAGAUGAAAAUAAAUAAGAAAUUCAAUCUUUAGAUUUAUCAAUAUAAUAAUGGACUUAAUCUUUAUUAAACUAAAUCCAAGCUUUAAAUUAAUAGUACAAGGAUUCAUAAUUUAUUCGUUAAAAUUGA